AUGGCCGAAGAACCCCCAACGAAGAAGAAGUGCCUCGGUGUCGACUGCGAAAAUGAGGCCAGCUCCCUCCAGUGCCCCAAGUGCUUGAGCUUGGGUAUCAAGGACAGCUUCUUCUGCUCGCAGGACUGCUUCAAGAAGAACUGGGCCACACACAAGUCCAUGCACAAGACAGAGACCAACACCGGCUACUACAACCCAUUCCCAACCUUCCGCUUCUCUGGACCCCUCCGACCAGUUUAUCCUCUUUCUCCCAAGCGCGAAGUCCCCAAGUCGAUACCUCACCCCGAUUACGCCGAAGAUGGUAUUCCCAAGGCUGGCCGAUCUCUCGUUAGGGCGAACAAGAUUGAGCAGCUCAACGCCAAGGAGCAGGAUGGCAUGCGCAAGGUCUGCCGUCUGGCGAGAGAAGUUUUGGAUAUCGCGGCUGCUGCCCUGAGGCCAGGCAUCACCACCGACGAGAUUGACGAGAUUGUUCACAAGGCCUGCAUUGAGCGCAACUCUUAUCCGUCGCCCUUGAACUACAACCACUUCCCCAAGUCUGUGUGCACAUCAGUCAACGAGGUUAUUUGCCACGGCAUUCCCGAUAAGCGCGUUCUUCUUGAUGGCGAUAUUGUCAACCUUGAUGUCACUCUCUACCACGAAGGCUUCCACGGCGAUCUCAACGAGACCUACUACGUAGGCGACCGCGCCAAGGCCGAUCCUGAUACUGUCCGGGUCGUUGAGGCUGCGCGCGAGUGUCUGGACAAGGCGAUUGCGAUGGUCAAGCCCGGCACUCUCUUCCGCGACUUUGGCAACACGAUCGAGGCCCAUGCCAAGAGCAAGGACUGCAGCGUUAUCCGUACUUAUGUUGGCCACGGCAUCAACCGUAUCUUCCACUGCCCUCCCAACAUUCCUCAUUAUGCCAAGAACAAGGCUGUUGGCGAGUGCAAGCCCGGCAUGACCUUCACCAUUGAACCUAUGAUCGCGCUGGGCAAGUAUAGGGAUAUCACUUGGCCCGAUAACUGGACCAGCACUACUAUUGACGGCAAGAAGACUGCCCAGUUUGAGCACACCCUACUUGUAACGGAGACCGGUGUUGAGGUUUUGACUGCUCGUACACCAACAUCGCCUGGCGGGCCAGUCGCCAUGCCUGCUUCUUCUUAA
Messenger RNA from Podospora anserina S mat+, 1140 nucleotides. RefSeq lists its product as uncharacterized. Gene Ontology annotation, molecular function: metalloaminopeptidase activity. The coding region runs from base 1 to 1140 and encodes 379 amino acids. Gene Ontology annotation, biological process: proteolysis. The transcript is spliced from 5 exons. The record is from RefSeq and is a predicted model, not a curated record. Lineage: Eukaryota; Fungi; Ascomycota; Sordariomycetes; Sordariales; Podosporaceae.